Populus trichocarpa (black cottonwood) is the source of this 2502-nucleotide messenger RNA. Its product is annotated as putative receptor-like protein kinase At1g80870. Gene Ontology annotation, molecular function: protein kinase activity; ATP binding. The transcript has a single exon. Bases 193 to 2352 code for a protein of 719 amino acids. NCBI's taxonomy places the organism in Eukaryota, Viridiplantae, Streptophyta, Magnoliopsida, Malpighiales, Salicaceae. Gene Ontology annotation, biological process: protein phosphorylation. The record is from RefSeq and is a predicted model, not a curated record.
UCCUACUGUAAAGCAACUUAUAACAUUGGAUACAGAUUGCAACAAGAAGUGCAAAUAAAAACUAAACACCCCCACCCCAAGAAGAAAAAGAAACGAGUAUCCCAUCGACACGUUUUCUUUCUUCACCAAAUCUUGAGACCAAACUAGCUAGCUAAUUAACACUAGAAACCCAGAAUUUCAAACCACCGAACCAUGCCUUCAAGACCCUUAUCUCCAAGUUUUGACCAUCCUAGACCCAGUUUCUUAACCAAAACCAGAAUCUUGUUUUUGACACUCACGAUCUCAGCCUCUGUGGUCCUAAUCUUUGCAAUUGUUUACUUUCUUUACCAUCUUUGGUGCACACUUUUGAAUCGUUCAAGAACCAUCCCUUUUGACUCUAGUGCUCCUUUAAGGCUCCAAAGGUUUUCAUACAAAGAGCUAAAGAUUGCCACUGAUGAUUUUGAUGAUGCAAAUACUAUUGGCAAAGGAGGUACUGCUACUGUCUUUAGAGGCAUUGCAAGAGAUGGCAAGUUAUAUGCUAUUAAGAGGCUUGAUAAUCUUUCCUUGCAAUCAGAGAGAGAGUUUCAGAAUGAGUUGCAGAUUCUUGGUGGUUUAAGAUCACCUUUCUUGGUUAUUCUUUUGGGGUACUGUGUUGAAAAGAAUAAACGCUUACUUGUUUACGAGUAUGUGCCAAAUAAAAGCUUGCAAGAAUUGUUAUUUGGGGAUGGUCAUUUGAGUAUUUGCUGGGAGAGAAGGAUUAGUAUCAUUCUUGAUGUUGCAAAAGCACUUGAGUUUCUGCACCGUGAAUGUGACCCACCAGUGAUUCAUGGGGAUAUUAAACCAAGCAAUGUUUUGCUUGAUUUUGAUUUGAAAGCAAAGAUUUCAGAUUUUGGGUUAUCAAGGAUUAAAGGGGAGGGGGAUUUUGGAGUGGAUUUGUUUAGUCAAGAUUUGGGAAAGAGUCAAGAGCUUUGGAAGAGUCAAGAGCUUUCUGGGAAUAUGACUUCAGAGACACCAGCAAAUGGUACCCCUGUGGAGAGUUGUCACGAGGUAGAUUUUGCUCUUGCUUUACAAGCUUCUUCUUCGUCAAAAAAUAACAGAACAUGCUAUAAUGUAAAAGCUUUGAACUUGAAUUCUUUGAAUGAUAAUGCCAAUAUUGUGAGUGAGAGUGUUGUUAAGGUAAGGAAUGGGAAGGGGAAGGAGGUUUCUAGUGUUGAUAUUGGAUGGGGUGAUUGGAAUUGUAAAUUUGUGCCUUAUGAUGAUGAUUUUUGUAGUAACGAUCAUAGUAAGGAGCUGAAUUGCAAUAGCUCCUCGGUUGUUGAUGAUAUAGCUAGUACAAAACAAUGGGGAAAGGAUUGGUGGUGGAGACAGGAUGGGAGUGGUGAAUUGUGUAGUAAAGAUUAUGUCAUGGAGUGGAUAGGGAGCCAAGAUUGCCCCUCAGCAAAUCUAGAUUGGGAUGACGAGAAGAGAAGUACUCCUGGAAGAAAAGAAUUGCGUCGUAUGGUCCCAUUAGAUAAAUUAGACGAUGCAAACGAACCUCCUCGAUUAAAAGAAUUCAAGUUUGAAAAUCAUGUUAGUGGAUUUGAGAAGAAGGAACAUGAAGGCAGGAAAAAUUGUCGGAAGAAAAAUAGGAAGAUGCAAGAGUGGUGGAAAGAUGAGCAGCACUUGGAUGGGAUAAACCAGAAGGGUAGUAAGCUGAAGAAUAUUGAAACAAAGCGGAAAGGAGGGUUUAGAAUACCGCAUUUUGAUCUUGGUCGCAGGUUUAGAUUUCAUAGACGACGAGAGAAAAUGGGAGAACAGAACCAAAAUGAUACUGAUCAAAAUGGGGAGUUCAGUUUCAGAAGGGGGUGGAAGAAAAAGAAUGCGCGAUCUACUGGAAGUGAUAUGUGGAGUGGGGAUCUUUUUAGUCGCGAGUUAAGCAGUACAACAAGCAUGAGAGGCACGCUAUGUUAUGUUGCACCAGAAUGUGGUGGCUGCGGGUACUUGAUGGAGAAGGCUGAUAUAUACAGCUUAGGGGUUUUAAUUCUUGUGAUUGUCUCCGGUAGAAGGCCAUUACAUGUUCUUGCUUCCCCCAUGAAGCUUGAGAAAGCAAAUUUAAUAAGUUGGUGCAGGCAGUUAGCUCAAACUGGGAACAUCUUAGAACUAGUAGAUGAAAGAGUGAAAGAUGAAUACAACAAGGAGCAGGCAAGCUUGUGUAUAAACUUGGCGCUGUCAUGCUUGCAGAGGAUGCCUGAAUUACGGCCAGCUAUCGGAGAGAUUGUCAAGAUUUUGAAGGGGGAGAUGGAUCUACCGCCUCUACCUUUCGAGUUUUCUUCCUCCCCACCUUCCAAGUUGUGUAGUAGGUCAAGGAGAAAACAAGGAUCCAAUGCAGAGUAGGUUCAGUAAAUUUUCUUUGUUUGCUUCCAUUUAUCAUGUUGCGUCAUUUGCUGAGUGGCACAUAGGAUGGAAGCUGUAAUCUGUUAACACAUGAUGGAUGUGAAGCUGUGUUCUUCGAGGCUAUAUGUAAAUCGGAUGAAUGAUUUUUCA